Myripristis murdjan (pinecone soldierfish) is the source of this 4218-nucleotide messenger RNA. Its product is annotated as CD109 antigen-like. The record is from RefSeq and is a predicted model, not a curated record. Gene Ontology annotation, cellular component: extracellular region. The transcript has 29 exons. Gene Ontology annotation, molecular function: endopeptidase inhibitor activity. Bases 1 to 3951 code for a protein of 1316 amino acids. Lineage: Eukaryota; Metazoa; Chordata; Actinopteri; Holocentriformes; Holocentridae.
AUGAAUGGGAUGUGGAUCCUGGCAGUGUGUGUGGGAGUUGUGUGCUCUGCUAUUCCCGGCUCACCUCAGGAUUCAACCAAGACACUGUAUCUGAUCUCAGGUCCAGAGGUGUUGCAUGCUGGGAUACCCACUCCUCUGGCUGUCACCGUCCUCACCGACUCCCCUGUUAGGGUGACAGCCGAAGUGACGCAUGGCAACACCAGUCUCGUCCUAGUUGAGGAUACCUUCCAAGGAGGUGAUUCUGGGAUUACAUUUAAGAUUACUGUUCCCGGAGGCUCUGGAACCCAGAGCUCUGUCUUCAUGUUGGCGGUGAAGGGCUACCAGAGGAACGAACUCAUCUUCAGCAACACCACCGCCCUCAGAUUCAACCUCAGAAACGUCUCCACCUUCAUCCAGACCGACAGAUUCCGUUACCAGCCUGAGGAGACGGUCAGAGUCAGAAUUGUGUGUGUCCAGUCAGAUAAUCAUCCCUACAAAGGCAAGGUGGAUAUAACUAUACAGGGCACGACUGAUAAGAAAGCAUUCACUGUGGAACAUUAUGAGCCUCCUCACUUUGAAUUGCUGGUCAAGACAGCUGCAAAGGUCCUAGUGGGAGAGGACAUUUCAGGAACCGUGAGAGCUCACAAAGAUCAGCUCCCAGCCUUACAUCAGUACGCUUCUUCAGGAAUGGACAACGAUGGCCGUGUAGUCAUGCACAUCACUGCCUGUGUUACUGACACCUCAAAAGGAUUGAAAGUGAACAAAACAGUUGAGGUGUUUGCCAUGAAGAACACAUUCCAGCUCAGAUUCGGCGGUUUUCCACGCAUACUGAAGCCAUCUUUGCACUUCUACACAAACCUCAGGAUAUCUAGGUAUGAUGGAAAGCCGCUGAGCUCAUUGGAUUUAAUGAACUCUGCAGUGGUUAAUGUUACUCAGAGGUCAUCCGAGAUGGACUCCGAACCCACAACUCUCACACUUCCAGUGCCUGAGGAUGGGAAUAUUCACAUAAAGUUCACAUUACAGGAUGCAGUAGAUACAGUUUUCAUCCGUGCAACUUUCAUGUCCAGUGAAGAGACACUGGAGCUCCACAAGAACUACUCCUCCCCUACAGGCUCAUACAUUCAGAUCCUCCCAGUCAACUCUCUCCCUGCACAGAUUGGAUUGCCACUUCAAAUAGAUGUGGAGACCACUUUUCAACUAAGUGAGCUUCACUAUGUGGUCAGCUCUGGAGGUCAAGUGGUGGCUGCUGGGAAGAAGAAUUCCUCCUCUAUUUCUCUGACCCCAACAAUGUCCUGGUCUCCUGAGGCCUGUAUUACCGUCUACUGUGUCCUUCCUGAUGGAGAAGUCACCAGUGACACAACGCACAUGCCAGUCCAUCAACACAACGAUGUGUCUCUAAUCUGGAGCAAAGACAUUGUCCAGCCAGGUGACAAGGUAUCCCUCACUGUUGCUGUCCACCAACCUGGCUUCCAGGUAGGAAUCGUGGUAAUGGAGGUGGAUGACGGUCCUCCAGAGCUUGACCAGGACCUUAAAGAGGAGAAGGAAUGUAAUGUUAUGAUGCUGACCAAUGCCAGGCUCUAUAAAACAAAGCAGCCUGAAGAACCUAAAAAGGAGAGAGAUGAAUCAAUAGCAGAUAAGUACAAGAGGCACUGGAUGAAUCUGGGCACCACUGAGUCCUGGCUGUGGUUGGACACUAAUGUCAGUGAUUCAACAUGGACAAGUCCAGAAGUAACAGUCCCAGAAAGGAUUACAUCUUGGGGAGCAGCAGCACUUGUCAUGUCAGACAACUUUGGUUUGGGCUUCACAUCUGUACCACAGAUGCUGACCGUGUCCAAGGAUUUUGUGAUAUUUAUGGAUGUCCCACCUUGCCUAAUCAGAGGGGAGGAGAUUGUCCUGGAGGUGAACAUCUUCAACUAUCUUCAACAGGACGUGGACGUCAUGUUACUGGUGGCACAAAGUGAGGCCUACGAGUUUGUUUUGGCCGACCAUGGAGACAUCUCUGUGGUGAAUGCACGGAAACUCACCGUCGGGAGUCAUAGUGCUGCUUCAGCCCUCUUUCCCAUAAGGACUUUGGCUCUGGGCGAGAUGGAAAUAUCUGUAGAUGCCAUAUCUGCCGACAGCUCAGACAAGCUUGUUCGGUCUGUGCUCGUAAAGCCUGAAGGAGUUGAAGAGUCCUUCUCAGAGACUCUGUUCCUGGAUCUGGCACCAACAACAUUCAACAGUUCCAGAGCCGUCUCCUUCUCCUUUCCACCAGAUGUGGUACCGGGCAGCCAGAGGGCCCAUGUGGCAGUGGUUGGUGAUAUCCUGGCCUUGUCCAUCCACAAUCUGGAUUCGCUGGUGCACAUACCUCACACUUGUGGGGAGCAGAACAUGAUCCACUUUGCACCAAGUGUUUAUAUUCUCCAGUAUCUGAGCCAGUACCCCCAGGACUAUGAGGAGAUCAGGACCAAGGCUCUGGGCCACAUGAUGGAAGCUUAUCAGAGACAACUGUCUUACCAACGAGAUGAUGGUUCCUUCAGUGCUUUUGGGGCUAGUGACACCUCUGGCAGCACAUGGCUGACAGCAUUUGUGCUGAAGUGUUUCCUUCAAGCCCAGCCCUUCAUGCAAGUGGACCAGAGUGUCCUCUCCAGGGCCAUGAGCUGGCUGGUGAGCCACCAGGGAGCCCAGGGAGAGUUCAGUGAGGUGGGCAGGGUGAUCCACACGGAGGUGCAGGGGGGCAUGGAUGAUGGUCCGGUGGCACUCACUGCCUUUGUUCUGAUGACACUGCUGGAAGACCAAACCUAUGGGGACAUGUUCCCAGGCAAUGUGUCCCUGGCCAGGGAGUACCUGGAGAGCAGAGUGACCACUGGUGUGGUCAGUAACUACACCCUCUGUCUGGUGGCUUAUGCAUUAGCACUGGCCAACAGCCGUGUCACUGAGACUGCACUGACUCAGCUCAGCAGGAGAGCUGACAUGAUAGAUGGAGCCAUGAUGUGGACCUCCUCCCACAGCCUGGAGUCAGGUGAUUGGCAGCCGAACUCAGCGCAGAUAGAGAUGGCUGCUUAUGUGCUGCUGGCUUUUUAUAAGCGUGGCACUGUGGUAGAUGGCAUUGCCCUAAUGAAGUGGCUCAGCAGGCAGAGAAACCACAUAGGGGGCUAUGGGACCACACAGGACACGGUGGUCGCCCUGCAGGCCCUGUCCUACUACGCUGCCUUCAGUGGGGCUGAUGCCAUCAACCUCAGGCUCAAGAUGUCUAUUCCAACCUCAAACUCUGUGACACACUUCAGUGUCAACUCCUCCACCUACCUGUUGUGUCAGAAGCAGGAGAUUGAGGCACAAAAAAAUCCAGAAAUAGAUAUAUAUGUGGAAGGAAGAGGAUUUGCCUUAUUUCAGAUGAAUGUCUUUUACAACUUGGAGAGCAGUGUAUUCUCACAGAGGCUCCAGCAUGCCACAGACCAUGAGGCUUUCUCAUUAGAUGUGGAGGUCUUUGAUGAUGAGAGAGACCACGCUCACAUGCUGUUAUCUAUAUGCACCAGACUACAGGAGAAUGAAGUGAUAUCUCAGACAGGCAUGGUCAUGGUGGAUGUGAGCAUGCUCAGUGGCUUUGCUCUUGCUACCGAGACCACCACAACAAGUCUUAUCAGAAAAGUGGAGACCUCACCUGGGAAAGUUAGCCUCUACCUUGAUUCACUUACCAAGUCAGAGGUGUGCAUCAGACUUCCACUGAUCAGAGUAUACAGAGUGGCCCAUGUGCAAGAUGCUGUAGUGGAAGUUUAUGACUACUAUGAGCCCAGGAGAAGAGCAACGAGGACAUACAACUCAGAUAUAAUGCACAACAUGAGCUCCUGUGUCUUCUGUGGCCAAGACUGCAGUGAGUGCAGGACAGGAGCCGCCAUGUCCGUGUCCUCCGUCUUCUCAUCUCACUCCUGCAGCACCACCUACUGCAUAGGAUGCUUGCUUGCUGCAAUCACCGCUUAUUUAUUGGGAGCCUAAUUGGAUUGUCAGGAUGCAGUGAUUUAAAGUCAUAGUCGGAUAACAGAAAUGUUGGAACAUGAAAAACAGCUAUUUGAUUUAAUGAAUAUAUAUGAAGUGAUGGGAUUUUUGUAAAUGCAGUAAUGUCAACAUGCAGUUUUGAAUGUAUUUUUAUAUGCAAAAAAAAAUCAUUUUUUGAGAGCUGGUUAUAUGCUAUUCAAAUGUGCCCUGCAAUAUCUGCUGCUGUAUGUGUGUAUUUGUUAGAAAGUGCAUCAGGAAAUAUUUAUC